AUGGCCCAACGAAGAAUCAUGAAAGAUCUGACUCAACUUCAACAAAAUCCGUUGGAGGGUGUGCGAGCAGCACCACUCGGAGACGAUGUGUUCAAUUGGAAUGCCUAUAUUGAUGGGCCCGCUGAUUCUCCAUACGAAGGUGGAAUAUUCAAACUGAAAAUCAAUUUUCCAGUAGACUAUCCUUUCACUUCUCCUAAAGUACACUUUGUAACUCCAAUUUAUCAUCCCAAUGUAAAUACCGAUGGAAAGAUUUGCCUAACUAUUUUAGAUAAGGAAUGGAAUCCAGCUGUUAAUAUCUCCCAAGUUCUAAUGACAAUUCAAUUACUAAUGAAGGAACCCAACCCAGAAAGUGCCGUUCUUCCAAGCAUUGGAAAACAAUACGAAAACGACAGAGAGACAUUCAACAAGGAAGCAAGAAAGCAAACCCAGGAACAUGCACUCAACACUAUUGAAGAAUAA
Molecule: messenger RNA, 459 nt
Organism: Naegleria lovaniensis
Lineage: Eukaryota; Heterolobosea; Eutetramitea; Acrasida; Naegleriidae
Exons: 4
Coding region: 1-459 (152 amino acids)
Source: RefSeq, a predicted model, not a curated record